Molecule: messenger RNA, 2820 nt
Organism: Argiope bruennichi
Lineage: Eukaryota; Metazoa; Arthropoda; Arachnida; Araneae; Araneidae
Product: synaptophysin-like
Exons: 6
Coding region: 99-890 (263 amino acids)
Cellular component (GO): synaptic vesicle membrane; synaptic vesicle
Source: RefSeq, a predicted model, not a curated record
UUUUUGUCCUUCUCAGCAGAAGCGUUCACGAUACGAAUGACCUACUGGAAGACAUUUUUCUAUCUUUUGUAAUGAAACUUUGAAAAAUCUUCAGUGCUAUGGUAAUCGAAGUUUCGAAAGAACUUGAUGUAGUUCGAAUUGGUAUCGAUAGAUAUUCUUUAAAAACCGGCGUGCGAUUGCGAACAAUCAUGGAUAUAAGCCUACGAGUUAUCAAGGAACCCCGAGGGUUUAUCAGGAUUAUCCAAUGUCUAAUGGCUAUUUUGGCAUUCUCAACUACUGUUGGCUUUGUAACAGAAUGUGCAUUUACUAUUACGUGUGGAGAUACCAAAGAGAACGAGAUUAAAAUUGCAUACAAUUUUGGAUAUCCUUUUGCAAAUGCUGUGUUGCAUAUUCCUGAUGACUGUUCCCAAGAUUUGGUAAAAAUGGUCCUUCCCAUCAAUUACUCAAGUGCUGCUAAAUUUUUUGUGGCAACCGGAGUUCUUUCAUUUCUGUAUACAAUUGGGAUAAUGAUUGUAUACAUCUUCCUCCAUCAGGCAUAUACUGAUAACACCAAAUUACCUGUUGUGGAUUUGGGAAUUACUGCUGUUUUGUCAGUAUUUUGGAUGGCAGGUUCAAGCGCAUGGGCUCAAGGGGUUACUGAUCUCAAAUACUAUAUUCAUCCAGAUACGCUUUUCACCUUUUUCUCCAUUUGUAAGAAAAAUACCUGUCAGACUGUUGAAGAUGGAUCAUAUGGGGUGCUCAAUGGGUCCUUGAUACUUGGCUUUGCAAACUUUUUGCUGUGGACCAGUAGUUUAUGGUUUGUGUACAAAGAAACAGUAUUCCAUUCAUCUGAAGUUCCUUCUCAGCCUCCUCAGAGCCAGGCUACUAAAAGUGGUGUUGGAAGAGUGUAACUUUUCAAAUGCAUACACUUGAGGCAUUAAUUGAUCAGCGAUUUUUUUUCUUUCAGAAUUUGAAAAUACAAUCUUGGCUAUAUACACUAAUUAUUUCUUUUCACUGAAAUCUAUUCAUUCAUUCUUCAUUGAUUUUUUUUUUUUCCAUUACAGUUCAUUUUGUCAGAAGGAUUUAAGCUAAUUUCAUUGUUGACACUUUCUGUUUUCGUUGAUUAUUUCUGUGAAUAUGGUAUUUUGUUGUGAUUACAUUGUGUCAAAACAUUUGCCAUUUUUCUUAGAUUUUUCUGAUUUAUAGUUUUAAGUGGCAAAACGAUUAUAGAAUUAUUUUCUUAUUAAAGAUAUUAGGUGAAAUAAUGUCACAUCUAUUGAUUGUUACAAAUGUAUGCACCAUUGAUUUAUUUUUGUGAAUGCUUUUAUAGAAUUUUUAAUCUAUACUUGAUGAAGAAUAUGUAUUGAAGGAUUUUAUCUGUGCAUGUCUUUCAUUAAGAAAUGAAAAUAUACAAAUUAUUUUAAAACUUUGAUAUACUAUAUGAAAAAAAAAUUAGGAAUGCAAGAUAUGCUUGGUAAGCUUUCUUUUUAAAAUACAUUUGUAUACUUUUAUAUUAAUAAAUAUAGUUUCAAUCUGCUGUAUAAACGGAAUUAAUAAAAGUGUAAUUUGGUAACAUUUAUUUUUAACUUUUAUAUUUAAGGCAAGAUUAGAAUUUAGAAUAUAUAAAAAAAAAAUGAAGGAAUGAGCAAUUGAACAGUAAUAAUUUUCUUGCUGCCAUCCUAAAUCAUUAGUUGUAGCCUAUAUUUAUGUGUUUUCUUUUAUAUUAUAAAAUCACAUUUAUUAAAAACCUUUUUUUUUUACUACCUCAUAACCCAAUCAUAAUUACACCAGUAAGUGUGUGUUAUUAUAUUUGCACUAGUCUAACAAAUUGCACAAGUGAUAUAUUAUAGCUUUAUCAAUUUUAUGUAUGCUUAUUAUAUUUGGUGAUGGUACUUAAGUAUUAUUUUACAGCAAAAAGUUUUAAAACUUAUCUUUAUUGUACUUAAUUUUGUUUUAAUGUUUUAUUAUUGAUUUAAAUCUUUAUAUUCAAGAGCUCAAAGUAAUACUAAGACAGCUAUGUAGUCAUUGUUUAGCUGACUGUAAAUAGUUUGUGUAUUACUUAGUUUAAUGUUGCCAUAUUCUUGCUUUGUUAAUUACACAUCCUGCAUUUGUCUAUUGUUUCAAAACAAUUCAUUAUCAAAUUGUACAAAUUAAUGUAGUUAUUUUUUUUCUAUUUAUAUAUGUGUUGUACUUCUCUUUAAUUUCAAAUUUCAAUUGUAAAUAAGUGUCUUUUUUGUUAUGUCAUAAUUUAAGUUUUGAUUUUCUUUUGUUUGCUUAUUUACAAUAUUCUUAUUACUGAAGUCAAAAAUUUAAUGUUUUGGAAAAUCUUAUUUAAAGAGAUGUUAUCAUCCCAAUUGCAUUUUAGAUUUUAAUGAUUUUUCAAAUUGAUUCAGAAUUCUUUUGAAUGGAGGAAAAAAAUCAGAAUUCAUAUAAUAAAAUUUACCAUCUUUUUUUUUUUAUUUUAUUCUGCCAUAAAUAUUACUUAUACACAUUAUUACACAUAUAAUAUGAUUUUGUUGUAUGAAAUAACUUUUGUCAUAAGAGCUUAAAUUCCUUCCUUGCAACUAAGUAUUUUGUUAUAUACUAAUAAAUGUUUGAUAUAUGUUAAUUAGCUUUUUUUGUUAAUUUAUCAGCACUGCCAUUAUUUGUUUCCUUUGUACUGAUUUUAUACCUUCCCUUAAUGCACUGAAGGAUUGUUUUCUAUCCUUGUUUGAAAAUAAACAAUAGUUACAUUUCUCAAUUGUGUCUAUGAAAGUAAAAUUAUUUUAUGUGGGUUUUUUGCCUUAUUAUAAAUAAAACAGUAUCUAAAUUUGUAUGCAAAAUAAUCUACUUAUUGUUAAU